AUGCCCACGAACAACGUCGACCAGACCAUCCAACACUGGAAUACAGCUCUACAGAUCAUAUGUAUCAGCGCCACUACCAUUUGCGUUGCCCUCCGCGUUUACACCCGGAUGACCGUGCUCAACGGCCUAGCUAAAGAAGAUGCGGCUUGCCUGGGUGCCUGGUCCCUUGGCGUCGGCUACUCAGCCAUCGCACUAGCUAUGGGCUUCUAUGGAGGGGGUCUUCCGAUCGACGACGUGUCGGACCACGAUCAACGAAUUUUCCGCAAGACCGUCUACGGAACUAUGAUUAUCUACGGGCCCGCGGCCUACCUGACCAAAUUAUGCCUCCUGUGGAUCAUGACGCGGGUCUUCCGCCCCUUCCGAACGGCCGUGAUCCUGAUCUAUAUCUUUCUCGGUAUAAUGCUGGCCUACUAUGUCCCGGCAUUGAUUGUCAAGAUCUGUAUCUGCAACCCCAUCUCGAAGUUCUGGGCCCCGGCCACUCCCGGCAGUUGUCUGGACCAGUCCAAGAUCACGCUGGCCGAUGCGGUAAUCAGCGUCGCCAGCGAUCUGAUUGUUCUGAUCAUCCCACUGGCAUUGGUGUGGAAGGUACAUCUACCGACGCGAAAGAAGUUGCGCGUCAUAGCCCUCCUCGGUGCGGGCGGUCUCGCCUGCGCGUCCAGCAUCGCCCGGCUGGUGUUGAUCGUCACCACAGGAAAGUCCCAGGACAUCACAACGACGUUUAUGCGCAUCAACAUGCUCGGGAAUGCUGAGAUAUCUCUAGGCAUAAUCUGUGCCUGUCUUCCGGCCCUCUCGGCUCUCUUCGCCCACCUGUCCCACCAGCACACCCGUGCCCAUCCCUCGUACGAAUACUCCCAUGAGAGCUCGGACCAUUCUCGGCGCCGGGCCUUUUGGCGAAAGACGUCAGAUCAAGACGCGUUGGUCCAGCACGCCGAGACUAGUCCCCAAAUGCGGGCCAUCAUCUACGGGCACGGUGAGAAUUUUGGUAGUAGGGGGGAUGUCAUCGAAAUUCUCCGAACUGUGGAAAUAUCCACUGUGGUGACUACUGUUUGA
Molecule: messenger RNA, 1050 nt
Organism: Aspergillus pseudonomiae
Lineage: Eukaryota; Fungi; Ascomycota; Eurotiomycetes; Eurotiales; Aspergillaceae
Exons: 6
Coding region: 1-1050 (349 amino acids)
Source: RefSeq, a predicted model, not a curated record